UUUUUUUAAAGUGUGAAUUCUCAAAUGAAAGUGUAACGAAGCAGAUAAUAAGAAGAAAAAAGCAGCUCUAAAUCACGCAGAUCCAGAAAUCAAAGAAGAAACAACCAGGAAGCUGAAAAUUAAAAUUUAUGAAUCAACUAACACGCUGGGCGUGGGUGGGUUAACGUGAGUGAGAACCCCACCAGGAAGGGGAGUGAAUAAAUAAAAUCAAUCUUCUCGUGGGGAAGAAGCAAGUGGAACGAGAGCAGUGAUAAUAAUGGCGUGUUUCGCGAAAUUUUUCUCCCGAAAGCACGGUUCAUUUAACCUGCCCGACGCCACCGGUGGAAAUGACGGCAUUGUGCCCGUCCGAAUAAGCACCACCGUAUACGAUCGCGAGUUCAACCCGGUACGCUAUGGAUCCCCAGCACCCAACGGAAAACUAUCCCCAAAGGGAACCCGCGAGUCCGGCCUUGGCAGCUUGGACGAGCAGAACACCACCUCCAACGAGUCCUCCUCGACGUAUGAAUCCAGCUCAACGAAGCCAACCCCCGCGCCUCAACCUCAGUUCACCCGUAAAGUGGCACCCACGGUCAAGAGCAGCCCUCCCCCCAAGGACCGGAUAAGUGCCAGCUCGGCGGAAUACGUAAACGUCAACCAGGAACUGCUAAAGGAGAUUCAGCAAACGAAAAUACUCUUGCAGCUGGCGCUGGAGUCCAAGCUGAGGAGUGAGCCCAACAACGACGACAAGGUCCAGCUGGUCAAGCUGAGGCAGGAGAUCAAAGAACUCCAAAACAGGAUCAGCCAGACGGAGGUCAUUCGGGCGAUCCAGGAACCGAUCGUGCAACGACAGAAGGUCCAGCAGACCAGUUCGAAUCUCGUCCCGCAGCCAAAGUCCGUCCACCAGCGAAAGAAGGCCCCACUGAAGCCCCUGCAGUCGGAGACUUCGGACGAUUACGACACGAUAACGCUGUCCAGGCUGGUGGAGGAGUCCGUCCCAGAAGUCUUCACAUCAGAGGAGGACGAGCCGGAUCCACCGAAGCUGCCUCCACCUCGGAUCAGCGUAAGCAGGCUUAACAACAGUGAUGACCACGGUGAUGACGAUACCUCGCAGGACGAGGAACCCACACCACCCAAGUUACCCCCACCCCGGACACCACCCGAGAUCAACGGCAUGAUCAGCCGAGCGGAGCACAUCCAAGUGAGCCAUGAAACAAUAAAGACGAUCCCAGAACCCACCGUUCCACCGCCAAGUCGCGAUCCUCCACCGACCCCAAUCGAGGAACCCUAUCCCAGCAAGUUCCCCCAACAGCGAGAAUCCCAAGACUCGAACCCACCACCCAAGAUCGAAGAACUCAACAACAGCCGGUCGGGAAUCCUAAAAAAAGCUCGCAAAGAGGGCGUCGUGUCGGACAAGCCCGAGCCGAAAACAUCCCGCGAGAUCGUGAUCCCAAGCCAUCCAAAAACUCGUGACGCCGAACUACUCAUCAAGAAGGCGAUCACGGUGAACGAGUUCCUGAACAACCUCAUGGACGAGGAACGGCUCAAAGCCGUUACGGACGCGAUGAGUCCGAUGGUGUUCCCACCCAACAGCUACAUCAUCAAGGAGGGCGACAUCGGGGCGCACUUUUUCGUGUCCGCCGAGGGGACGUACGAGGUGGUGGUCGAGAACAAGGUCAUCAAGUCCUUUGGCCGCGGCGUGGUCUUUGGCGAGCUGGCCAUCCUGUACAAGGCGAAACGGUUCGCGUCGAUUCGGGUGACCACCGAAGCGAAGGUGUGGAUGCUGGAGCGCAAGAUCUUCCAGAAGAUCAUGAUGAAGAGCGGGAGGAAGGAGCGCGAGGAAAACGUCAAGUUCCUGAGUACGGUGUCGAUUCUGAGGGAUCUCCAGAUCGAGAAGCUGCACAAGAUCUCCGACUUGCUGAAGCGGGAAUUCUACGCGACCGGAUCGACGAUCAUUCAGCAGGGAGAUCCGGGCGAUAAGUUCUACAUUAUCCGCGGGGGUAGUGUGAACGUGAUCAAGACGGAUCGCAGUGGGACGGAUAAGCUGGUGGGGACGCUGCAGAGGGGGGCGUACUUUGGGGAGCAGGCGCUGCUGCACGAGGAUCGCCGGUUGGCGAGCAUCGUGGCAAAUCCACCCGGGACGGAAUGCUUGACGCUGAAUCGAAUCGCCUUCAACGAGUUCCUCGGUGGCCUGGAGCAGCUCCGUGAGAUAGUCCUGUCGGACGAUAUUCCACGAACGUCCAGCAGUCGGAAAACUGUCUCCGCAGAGUACGACCACAUCCAGCUGCACGACCUCACCUACAUCGGCACGCUCGGCAUCGGUGGGUUUGGCCGCGUCGAGCUGGUCCAGUGCCAGGACCGGAAAACGUUCGCCCUCAAAUACCUCAAGAAGAUUGAGAUGGUUCGACAGCAGCAGCAGGAGCACGCCUACAGCGAGAAGGACAUCAUGCUGAGCUGUAACAGCCCGUUUAUCGUGAGGUGAGUCCUGU
Culex pipiens pallens (northern house mosquito) is the source of this 2465-nucleotide messenger RNA. Its product is annotated as cGMP-dependent protein kinase, isozyme 2 forms cD5/T2-like. The record is from RefSeq and is a predicted model, not a curated record. Lineage: Eukaryota; Metazoa; Arthropoda; Insecta; Diptera; Culicidae. The transcript is spliced from 5 exons. The coding region runs from base 257 to 2458 and encodes 733 amino acids. Gene Ontology annotation, molecular function: ATP binding; protein kinase activity. Gene Ontology annotation, biological process: protein phosphorylation.